CGGAUCGGGUCUCUGCGUUGGGCCCUCCUCGCUCGCUCUGCCGAGGAAAGCCCGGGGGCAGCGUCCGGGUGGGAGAUGCAUCCAGUAGUAAAGGCCUUUGUGUGCGGCUCCAUCAGUGGCACUUGUUCCACACUCCUCUUCCAACCCCUUGACCUGCUGAAAACCCGCCUGCAAACUCUGCAGCCUGCUGUGAAUGGGUCUGGUCGUGCUGGGAUGGUAACGCUGCUCUUUAGGGUCGUUCGUACUGAGAGUAUUCUGGGGCUCUGGAAAGGUGUCUCUCCAUCCUUUGCAAGAUGUAUUCCUGGGGUUGGGAUUUACUUCAGCACUUUGUACAUGAUGAAGCAAAAGUUUCUUGUGGACCGUUCACCCACAGCCCUGGAGUCUGUCUUUCUGGGUGCCACUGCUCGUGCAGUUUCUGGGAUUUGCAUGUUGCCAGUGACUGUAGUGAAGACCCGAUAUGAGAGUGGAAGAUUUGGCUAUGGGAGUGUAUAUGGAGCCCUGAAGAGUAUCUAUCAGACCGAAGGGGUUCGUGGCAUGUUCAGUGGGCUCACGGCGACACUGCUGCGGGAUGCGCCCUUCUCUGGCAUCUACCUGAUGUUCUACACACAGACCAAAAACCUCAUACCUCAGGACCAGCUGGAUCCAGUGCUCAUGCCCUUGCUGAAUUUUGGCUGUGGGAUCUUUGCAGGAAUCUUGGCCUCUUUGGCAACUCAGCCUGCUGAUGUCAUCAAAACACACAUGCAGCUGUCACCCCAAAAGUACCACAGGACAAGCCAGGCCAUUGCCUUUAUCUACAAGGACUUCGGGCUGGUUGGCUUUUUCCGAGGCAGUGUGCCCCGAGUCCUCAGGCGCACUCUGAUGGCAGCAAUGGCAUGGACGGUGUAUGAGCAGAUGAUGGAAAAAAUGGGCUUGAAGUCCUGACUGAGCUGCACGAGAAAGGACCAGCUUCACUCCUUCUCCCACUUGCUGUGAUCAACUGGCACUGAGAAGUUCCCAGUUCCACAGAGGAAUAAGCCUUCCUCAGCCAGGAGGAAGAAAGCCCUUCUGAGACGGGGGAUUAGGCCUUUUGGCAAGUAGAAGAAAGGAAGGAUUGGAUCUUUGCGUUGUUUGAUCAAUGCAUUCCAGAAGGACUGCACUUGCAGACUGCCAUGGGAAAUGGCAGGGUUUUCACAGCCUGGUAACUAUGCUGAGAAGCCCCUUUUAAAAAUAACUCUGUGCUCACCACCUUUAUGCAGUGAGACAGUAUUAGAGCAAAAGUGUUUGAGGAGAAAACGGUGAUGGCAUAACCUGCCAGCCUGUUCCUUGCUGGCGUGGCCAGAAAGGCCACAGUGACCACCAUCUGAUAUAGAUCCUCCUUCCUCAUAUGCUUUAUUCUCACAGGGGAACACUAGGCCCUGAUGGGAAACUGGAUGUGUCUUGUAGUGCUUAUGUUGCACGAGUGGGUGGAAGAGAAAUGAAGUACAGAGGAAAAGCUACAGACGUGGUCCGUGCCACUUUUGUACUGUGGGUGAUUGUAUAGAGAGAACUGGAACUGCCCUGCUGUUUUAUGUGUUAUUAUGUGAUUGAGCAUCUUAACACUCAUGAAAUGAAAUGUCCUUCUGCCUCUACAGCAGAGUUUGCACAGGAAUUAUGAAUCAUGAGGCACUUUAGAAUUGAUUGCUACCAAAGUUCUACUUCUUCUUUGAAAAAAAAAAUUGCUGCUGGUCUAACCAUAGCAGAAAUA
This is a messenger RNA of Hirundo rustica (Barn swallow), 1723 nucleotides long. It is a transcript of the gene SLC25A38, whose product is annotated as solute carrier family 25 member 38. The transcript has 7 exons. Gene Ontology annotation, molecular function: glycine transmembrane transporter activity. Gene Ontology annotation, cellular component: mitochondrion; mitochondrial inner membrane. NCBI's taxonomy places the organism in Eukaryota, Metazoa, Chordata, Aves, Passeriformes, Hirundinidae. Gene Ontology annotation, biological process: glycine import into mitochondrion. The coding region runs from base 76 to 921 and encodes 281 amino acids. The record is from RefSeq and is a predicted model, not a curated record.